AUGAAUUGCACUAUUUGUAACAAGGAGAGUAACAAGAUUUAUGACAAUAUCAAUUUAUGUGAACUUUGCUAUCAAACCAAUAUAAAACAAUUGAAUUUAUUCAAUGCUAGUCUUACAUAUGAACCUCCAAACUAUAUCAUCGACAACGUAUAUUUAGGAUCGCAAAAGUCUGGCGUUGAUGCAGACAAAUUAUUUGAACUCAAUAUCAAAUAUGUAUUAAUAUUAGGAAAAGGAAUGAGUAGAAAUUUCGAUCAUAUAAACUAUAAAUUAAUCGAAAUCGAUGAUUCAUUAGAACAAAACAUAUCAAACUACAUUAAAGAAGCAUUGGAUUUUAUUGCUGAAAGCCAUAAUAAUGAUUCUAAUAUAUUAGUUCAUUGUGUUUCUGGCAUUUCUAGAAGUGCUUCAAUAGUAAUAGCUUACAUAAUGGACAAAUAUAAAAUAAAUUAUGAUCGAGCUUUUGCUUAUGUAAAAACAAAAAGAGCAAGUGUAUGUCCAAAUACAAAUUUUAUCGAUCAAUUAACCAAUCUACAAUAG
Rotaria socialis is the source of this 534-nucleotide messenger RNA. Lineage: Eukaryota; Metazoa; Rotifera; Eurotatoria; Philodinida; Philodinidae. The record is from the annotation of a GenBank genome assembly.